CAGGGAUGAUGGAUAGCGUUAAGAAACGGCUGAGAAAUAUAUAAAAAUACUGUGAAGUGGUUAUUAUUAAAAUUUUCAUUCGUCGAAUAGACGUCAUAUGAAUAAUAUCGAGAUAUAUUUUUGAAUAUGCAACAUAAAAAGUGAUUAAAAUAAAGAAAGAAAAAAAUGCCGUCAGCAAAGGGGCAGCUUUGUAAAUAUAGAAAAAAAAAAGACCGCGGCAAAUUUAAAAAAUUUUUGGAAACAAGAAGCAGUUACGGUGUACAGCAGUCACGGAAACAGUGCAACAAUCUUCUUCAAUGACGGAACUCACAGAAGUAUCUAAUAAUAAAAUAUUUGGAGGAUGGCAAAAAGUUUAUUCGCAUAACAGCUCCGUCCUGGGCUGUAAAAUGAAUUUUGGAAUCUAUCUUCCACCACAAGCGGAAGAAGUUUCUGUCCCAGUUAUUUAUUUUCUAUCAGGACUAACGUGUACAGAGGCAAAUUUUAUACAAAAAGCUGGUGCCCAAAAAUAUGCUUCAGAAUAUGGUGUUGCUUUAGUAGUACCUGAUACCAGUCCUCGUGGAUCAAAUAUUCCUGAUGAAUCCGGCAGUUCGGACUUAGGAAUAGGAGCAGGAUUUUAUGUGGAUGCAACAAAAGAGCCAUGGAAAAAGAAUUACAAGAUGUACAGUUAUAUUACUAAAGAAUUAUCAUCAGUGAUUAAUGAAAAAUUCCCGAUACUCUCUGAUAAACAGUCUAUAAUGGGUCAUAGUAUGGGAGGUCAUGGGGCACUGAUCUGUGCACUUAAAAAUCCAGGUAUGUACAAAUCGGUUUCUGCAUUUGCUCCUAUUAGUAAUCCAAUUCAGUGCCCAUGGGGUAAAAAGGCAUUCUCUAACUAUUUUGGAGAAACAGAAAACAAUGUCUUAUGGAAUGACUGGGAUGCUACAGAAUUAGCUAAAAAAUACAAUGGUCCUCCUUUGGAUAUUUUAAUAGAUCAGGGAAAAGAAGAUAAUUUCUUAAAACAGGGUCAACUAUUGCCUGAAAACUUAUUGAAUGCUGCAAAAGAUGCUGGAUUACCUUUGGUUUUAAGAUUUCAAGAAGCUUAUGAUCAUAGUUAUUAUUUUAUAGCUACAUUUAUCGAAGAUCAUAUUAAACAUCAUAUGAAGUACUUAAAGAAUUAAAGAUAUUUUUUAUCAAAAUUUAUAUCACAGUUUUUACUAAUAAAAAAUUCUUUUAGAUUAGUAUAAUGAAAUUAAAAUUAGUACAACAAAAUAAAAUAAACUGCAAAAGAAUCAAUAUAUGA
Messenger RNA from Vespula vulgaris, 1276 nucleotides. RefSeq names its product S-formylglutathione hydrolase. The coding region runs from base 297 to 1154 and encodes 285 amino acids. The transcript has 5 exons. The record is from RefSeq and is a predicted model, not a curated record. Gene Ontology annotation, molecular function: S-formylglutathione hydrolase activity. NCBI's taxonomy places the organism in Eukaryota, Metazoa, Arthropoda, Insecta, Hymenoptera, Vespidae. Gene Ontology annotation, cellular component: cytosol. Gene Ontology annotation, biological process: formaldehyde catabolic process.